Molecule: messenger RNA, 3787 nt
Organism: Acipenser ruthenus (sterlet)
Lineage: Eukaryota; Metazoa; Chordata; Actinopteri; Acipenseriformes; Acipenseridae
Product: ankyrin repeat domain-containing protein 27-like
Exons: 29
Coding region: 169-3537 (1122 amino acids)
Biological process (GO): early endosome to late endosome transport; neuron projection morphogenesis
Cellular component (GO): late endosome; transport vesicle; early endosome
Molecular function (GO): guanyl-nucleotide exchange factor activity; SNARE binding
Source: RefSeq, a predicted model, not a curated record
ACUCAUCUUUCACUCAAAACAUAAUCCCCGCCUUCUCCAAACCAGGCUAGGCAGACAGUGCUGACUGUAAAACUGAUCGAAUAUAUACACACUGGGCGAGUUUUGCUAAAUUGGAAAUGGCAGUGUUUUCCUGAGGUUCUUAAACUGGUACGACGGUCCUAGUUCCAUAUGGCUACGUAUGAUGAGGACAUUCUGAAAAACUCUUUCUAUCUUGCAUUUCAAAAACAGUGCCCAGAUCUAUGCAGUAAAGUAUCAGAAUUCCAUGGCAUUGUCCUAGUACCUUGCAGAGAUAGCCUGACCAGUAACCACUAUCCAGCAGCCCAGUUUGAAGCUUAUGUACUGAAGCCUGUGGAUGGAGGUUAUCAGACUCUAAAUGGAAAGGAAGUCUGUAUUCAAGACAAUUUGAUAAAACUGGGAGCAGGCUUUACCACUCCAUGCACAAUUCCCAUUCUUUUUGAAGAAACCUUCUACAAUGAAAAGGAACAGAGCUAUAGCGUGCUAUGUGUAGCUCGGCCGAUUGAAACAGAGUUCUGUGCAGUUGAACCAGCCCCACCAUUAGUAUCUUAUUGCUUAAAGAAUGUGGAAGAUGUCAAGGAGGUCUUGGGUAGACACACAGAAAAACUGGACAAGUUCAUUACAGCCUUCCGUGGAACAUUCAAAGAGCAUGAAAGAAAAGGCUUACGACAUCACAUAGAUCUCGUAAAUGCACUUUACACAAAAUGUCUUCAGUGUUUGCUGAGAGACUCACGGCUAAAAGUCCUUGCUAAACAGGAGCUUCAAAUGAACUUGAUUAAGCAGUCUGUUGAAAUGUACAUACACCAUGGCAUCUAUGAUUUAAUAUUUAAGUAUAUUGGAACCAUUGAAGCUAGUCAGGAUGCUGCAUUUAACAAAACUACGAGAAGUCUACAUGACCUCCAACAAAAAGAAUUGGGUGUCAAGUCAGAAUUCAGCAUCAAUAUACCUCGUGCCAAGCGUGAGCUGAGUCAGCUGAACCGCUGCACUUCCCCACAGCACAAGCUCACCUGCCUUCGGAAGGUUGUGAACACCAUCAUGCAGGCGCCAAGACGAAGAGUUAACAUUGAGGGCAUGUGUGCCGAUGACCUUCUGUCUGUCCUCUUGUAUCUGCUAGUGAAGACAGAAAUACCCAACUGGAUGGCCAAUCUUAGUUACAUCAAGAACUUUCGAUUUUGCAACUCCUCAAAAGAUGAUCUUGGGUACUGUCUCACCUCAUUUGAGGCUGCAGUGGAGUUCAUCCGCCAAGGCAAUCUCUCCAUUGGACACAUGGUGUCAGGAAAUGUAAAUAACUUGUUCUUCAGACAGAAAAUGAAUCUGCUGUCUCAGAAUGCUGCAACCGCGAUUGACUGUCUGUUUGAGCACAUCGCCAGUGGUAAUGAGAGCGAAGUGGAAAAGCUGUUGAGUGAGGGAGAAAACGAAGAGGAAAGUAUUCCAAUGUGCCAUCCCCUGUGCUCCUGUGACAGCUGCGAGAACCAAUUAUCUGGCAGACUGAAUGACCCGUCCAUUGUCACUCCAUUCUCUAGAGAUGAUCGAGGGUACACGCCACUCCAUAUUGCUGCUAUCUGUGGUCAGUCAUCAUUAAUAGAUCUGCUGGUUUCAAAGGGAGCUGUUGUGAACGCAACAGACUAUCAUGCUUUAACUCCACUGCACCUGUCCUGCCAAAAAGGGUACCAAAGCGGGACAUUGCUGCUGUUACACUACAAAGCCAGCACCAACGUGCAGGAUAUCAAUGGCAGCACUCCGCUCCAUUUGGCCUGCAUGUACGGGCAUGAAGAUUGCGUGAAGGCACUGGUGUACUAUGAUGCACACUCCUGCAGACUGGACAUUCAGAAUGAUAAAGGAGACACUCCCCUCCACAUUGCAGCUCGCUGGGGCUAUGAAGGAGUCAUUGAGGUGCUGCUGGAGAAUGGAGCCAGUACUGAUAUUCCCAACAAGGCAAAGGAGACUCCAUUUCAGUGUGCGCUUAACUCCAAGAUUUUAGCAUUACUGGAAUUGACCAACAGUGGAUUUAGACAGAAUGCUAGUGAGUCUCCUGGAAGAUCUCCUCAGCCCUCCACAGAUACAUGCAGCCGGAGGUCAUCCACAUCAAGUGUGUCCUCCUCACUGUCCACAGACAUACACGAAAACGAGAAAGGAAAACACAAGGAGGUAGAGAAGCUGCUGAGGGCUAUCGCUGACGGAGAUGUGGAGAUGGUGCGUUACCUGUUGGAAUGGCUGGAUCAUUAUCCUGAGGAGGUUGCGGAGGUGGUAGAGGAGGCGGAGGAGGCCAGCCCGGGGCUGAAGACCGAGUUCUGUCACCCGUUGUGCCAGUGCCCAGAGUGUGAACCCGCACAGAAGAAGCUGGCCAGUGUGCGGGUGAGCGGUCUGGGUGUGAACAUCAGUAACCAGGACGGCUUCACUCCCCUGCAUGUGGCUGCUCUUCAUGGACACGCUUCCUUGGUCUCCUUGCUCAUUGGGAACGGAGCCAACAUCAACGCUCAGAACACUCAGAGCGCCACGCCACUGCACCUGGCCUGCCAGAACAGCCACCUGCAGGUGGUGACAUCCUUACUUGAAUGCAAUGCUAAAUUAAACAAGAAGGAUCACUUUGGAAAUACACCCUUGAUUUAUACAUGCCUGAGGGGACAUCUGGAGACAGCCAUGGUGUUGCUGGAGAGUGGAGCAUCGCUGAAUGUUGCCAACAAUCAGGGGAACACAGCUCUGCACGAGGCAGUGAAGGGAAGCCACCGCCCCCUGGUGGAGCUGCUGCUGCAGUGCGGGGCGUCGCUGCAGGUGAGGAACAAGCGGCUGCGCACUCCACUAGACUGCGCCGAGGAGAUGUGUGGCAGGAACACUGAGAUUCUGAGGAUUCUGCAGAAAGCCCCGCGGUGCACAGGAGCUGUUGGCACACCGACACUCAAAACACCUGCAAAAGAAAUAUCUGGAGAACUACGGAAAUCUCCAGCUUCUGGGAAGCAACUUAAAACACUUGACGACCCCAGCAGAAGACUUGUCCAGACAAUUAAUGGAACACACCAUUUAAGGAAACCACGUGACAAACGUGUUCCCAGCUUUGACAACGCUCUGCUUCAUCAGUUAGCAAUAAAGAAGUCUGACAAAACGAAGCUGAGACAUGCCGAGACUAUAGAUCGACUUUUUACAGCAACCACUGAAACCGAAGGGGAAGCGACACGAAACACUAAGGUUGUCAGCGCUCGGAGUCGCAGCCACACAGCCACCGAGGAGCACAUGCCUGACAGCGCAGGGGCAUACUGUGUGGAGCCAGAAGACUUCUUUGACUCUCCAAAUAAAGUCAACGGGCACGCAAGCACAUGCGACCGCACACACAAUACAAACCAGAGAAUGAACUGUGCUGAAAUAAUGCCACGGGAAAUGAAAGAACUAACUCUGAAAAGCGAGCCAGGGAGCUUUUCUGAAGAAGACUCUAGUGAGGAGCAAUCCUUCUCGUCCCUUACGAGCCUUGCCUCUCAGCAAGACUGUAAUACAGAGCAGGCAGUAGAUCUCCAAGGGACAGGCCACUAAACAACAGGAACUCCACUGCAUUUGACCCAGCAAGCAAACUACCUUUUAAAGUCAAGGUCUAGAGAGUGCAUUUUCAAUAGGUAAUUUAGUAUCCAUUUCAUGGGCCUAAUCACAAUGCUUAAAGUGGCUGUAGCCAACACAAUAAUUCCAUAAAUGAAUGUUGUACAAUACAGUUCUCCACGUCGCAUCAGUUGUGAAAGAAACUUGUGUUCUGGAAGCAUGUAUUUUCAUUAAAAAAAAUAUCUGGCAA